AAUUAGUUUAGUGAUCACGUGAAUCAGUCAUGGAAGGCCACAUUGAAUAUUGUCGUUAUGGUAAGAGAGAAGGCUUUAAUAAACCGUGUUAUGGCCCUCUCCUUCUCCACAGAGUCACACUCACACACAGAGAGAAACAAUAUGAGCAAUCAUCAUACUUUUGAGAAGCAGGUUUUCAAGCAACUUGAGCCAUGGUGUGAACUUAAAGACAAAGUGGUUCUUGUGACAGGAGCUUCCUCUGGUAUAGGAAGAGAGAUUUGUCUUGAUUUGGGCAAAGCUGGCUGCAAGAUUAUCGCAGCAGCUCGUCGUAUCGAUCGCCUUAACUCUCUCUGCUCUGAAAUCAACAGCUUCGGUUCGACCGGAAUCCAAGCCGCAGCUCUCGAGCUAGACGUUACAUCGGACGAAGCCACCAUUCAAAAGGCGGUUAAGGAAGCUUGGGAAGUCUUUGGGAAGAUCGACGCUUUGAUCAACAACGCCGGAAUAAGAGGCACUGUCAAGUCGAGUUUAGAUUUGUCUAAGGAAGAGUGGGACAAAGUGUUCAGUACCAACUUAACCGGACCAUGGCUAGUCUCCAAAUACGUCUGCGUUUUAAUGCGCGACGCUAAACGCGGUGGUGGCUCGGUGAUAAACAUCUCAUCAAUCUCCGGGCUCUACCGCUAUUUAGUGCCAGGUGCAAUCGCUUAUGCUUGUUCCAAAGGCGGCGUAGACACCAUGACGAGGAUGAUGGCUAUUGAGUUAGGUGCUUACAAUAUAAGAGUGAACACGGUCGCACCGGGGCUUUUCAAGUCGGAGAUCACACAAGGUCUUAUGAAGAAAGAGUGGCUCAAGAACGUGAUCGAGAGGACUGUCCCAUUGAAGAUUCAGCAGACCGUGGAUCCAGGGCUUACCUCUCUCGUACGCUACCUCAUUCACGACUCUUCUCAAUAUGUCUCCGGCAAUACAUACAUUGUUGAUUCCGGAAUUUACGUACGGAUGAUACUUUUGUUUGUCUUGGUCCUCACCGGAGAGAAGCAGGUGUUGAAGCAACUUGAGCCAUGGUGUGAACUUAAAGACAAAGUGAGGGCCACGUUGAAUAUUGUCGUUAUCGUAAGAGAGAAGGCUUUCAUAAACCGUGUUAUGGCCCUCUCCUUCUCCACAGAGUCACACUCACACACAGAGAGAAACAAUAUGAGCAAUCAUCAAACUGUGUUGAAGCAACUUGAGCCAUGGAGUGAACUUAAAGACAAAGUGGUUCUUGUGACAGGAGCUUCCUCUGGUAUAGGAAGAGAGAUCUGUCUUGAUUUGGGCAAAGCUGGCUGCAAGAUUAUCGCAGCAGCUCGUCGUGUCGAUCGCCUUAACUCUCUCUGCUCUGAAAUCAACAGCUUCGGUUCGACCGGAAUCCAAGCCGCAGCUCUCGAGCUAGACGUUACAUCGGACGAAGCCACCAUUCAAGAAGCGGUUAAGGAAGCUUGGGAAGUCUUUGGGAAGAUCGAUGUGUUGAUCAACAACGCCGGAAUAAGAGGCACUGUCAAGUCGAGUUUGGAUUUGUCUAAGGAAGAGUGGGACAAAGUGUUCAGUACCAACUUAACCGGACCAUGGCUAGUCUCCAAACACGUCUGCGUUCUAAUGCGCGACGCUAAACGCGGUGGUGGCUCGGUGAUAAACAUCGCAUCAAUCUCCGGUGUCCAGGGAUAUGUAAUGCCUGGUGGAGUCGCCUAUACUUGCUCCAAAGGCGGUGUAGACCCCAUGACGAGGAUGAUGGCUAUUGAGUUAGGUGUUUACAAUAUAAGAGUGAACACGAUCGCACCGGGGCUUUUCAAGUCAGAGAUCACACAAGGUCUUAUGGAGAAAGAGUGGUUCAAGAAGGCCAUCGAGCGGAUUGUCCCAUUGAAGAUUCAGCAGACCGUGGAUCCGGGGCUUACUUCUCUCGUACGCUACCUCAUUCACGACUCUUCUCAGUAUUUGUCGGGCAAUACAUACAUCGUUGAUUCUGGAACUACACUGCCCUGUCUGCCUAUCUUUUCUUCUCUCUGAACUCCUAAAUCCUGUGUGUUGUGAGCAAUAAUAAGGGAGAAAAUUUACACAUUCUCCACAUACGUUUUAAGAACUACUUAAUCGUGGUUGCA
Messenger RNA from Thlaspi arvense, 2105 nucleotides. Lineage: Eukaryota; Viridiplantae; Streptophyta; Magnoliopsida; Brassicales; Brassicaceae. The record is from the annotation of a GenBank genome assembly.